AUGCUUGGCGUGAGAACUCUGGCAUGGGAGCCAGCCUAUGUGGGAACGGCAUCAGCACUUGCUGUGAUUUUGGAAACCCUUGUUCUCAAGAAGCUUGGAAGAGGUGGCAAGCGAGUUUCGCUAGAUAUGGCCUUCUGCGAGACGUGUCUUCGCUGCAGACCAAGAUUCACCGUCUCAUCCCAGCCGCACCACGCCUCAAGUGCUGCGAAGAUGCGACGAGUCGAGGCUGUUCGGAUGCCGUAUUUUCCAAUCCAGAUCCAGGCUUCACGGUCUUGGCUCAC
Messenger RNA from Symbiodinium sp. CCMP2456, 281 nucleotides. Lineage: Eukaryota; Dinophyceae; Suessiales; Symbiodiniaceae. The record is from the annotation of a GenBank genome assembly.